Lactuca sativa (garden lettuce) is the source of this 591-nucleotide messenger RNA. Lineage: Eukaryota; Viridiplantae; Streptophyta; Magnoliopsida; Asterales; Asteraceae. The record is from RefSeq and is a predicted model, not a curated record.
AUGCCAACUGAAGGUUAUGAAGAAAGAUCCCUUGGUGCAACAAACUUUCCUGAACUUGGAGUCAUCUUCAAAAGGAAGACUGAUCAAGUCAAGUACUUCAUUUCCAUGGCCUCCAUGAAUCGCCUCACAAAGAAACAACUUGAAAUCUUUGGAACCGCAGAUUGGAAUGGUCUAGGAAACAUGGCUUCCAUUGAAGUUAUACGCCUCUUUGUGAAAAUAUUGGAGGAAGAAGAUCCAAGAUGGUAUUCAAGGGCAGUAAACUAUAUCUCAGUGCCUGUUAUAGAUGUAGAGAUGAAUCAUGAUCCAAAGGCAGAUUUAUCCAUCAAGAAUGAAAUGAGUUUACCUGAAACAAAAAGCAUUCCUACUGGAAAUGGAAACUCUGUAGAAACUCAUGAUAAGGAUAUAAUGGUGGAAGGAUUUGGAUCUGUUAGUGUUUAUGAUCAAUGGGUUGCCCCUAAUGUAUCUGGGACCCGCCCAAAGCCCAGAUAUGAGCAUGCAGCAGUUGUUAUUGAUGAUAAAAUGUAUGUAUUUGGUGGAAACCAUAAUGGGCGUUACUUAAAUGAUCUUCAAACACUUAAUUUACGAAAUUGA